Messenger RNA from Meriones unguiculatus (Mongolian gerbil), 856 nucleotides. It is a transcript of the gene Myl7, whose product is annotated as myosin light chain 7. The transcript has 8 exons. The record is from RefSeq and is a predicted model, not a curated record. Gene Ontology annotation, cellular component: myofibril; cytoplasm. Lineage: Eukaryota; Metazoa; Chordata; Mammalia; Rodentia; Muridae. The coding region runs from base 206 to 811 and encodes 201 amino acids. Gene Ontology annotation, biological process: heart contraction; cardiac muscle tissue development. Gene Ontology annotation, molecular function: calcium ion binding.
UGGUCAGAUAAGGGGACACAGGGACCGUCCAUGUGACCUGGAAUGGUAAAACGCUUUGAGCGUCUCCACCCGGGGAAGACACGGAGCCUGGUCAUAAGAGAUGGAUGGAUUCAAGGAUGUAGCACUUGGGGCCUUGGAGGUCACCAGGAGUGAUGCGACAUAAAGAGCCUGGUGACAAGCCCACACAGCCAGACCACUGCAGAACAUGGCCAGUAGGAAGGCUGGGACCCGAGGCAAGGCUGCAGCCACCAAGCAGGCCCAACGUGGCUCUUCCAACGUCUUCUCCAUGUUCGAACAAGCCCAGAUUCAGGAAUUCAAGGAAGUGAGUAUCCUAUCUCCAACAGCCUGUCACCCCAGGGGUGUCCACUCCACACCCCAAGGACACCGCUCUUCUCUAAAGGCCUUCAGCUGCAUUGACCAGAAUCGCGAUGGCAUCAUCUGCAAGUCAGACCUGAAGGAGACCUAUUCCCAGCUCGGGAGGGUAAGUGUCCCAGAGGAGGAGCUAGACGCCAUGCUGCAAGAAGGGAAGGGCCCCAUCAACUUCACUGUCUUCCUCACACUCUUCGGGGAGAAGCUCAAUGGGACCGACCCUGAGGAAGCCAUCCUGAGUGCCUUCCGCAUGUUUGACCCCAGCGGCCAGGGUGUGGUGAACAAGGAGGAAUUCAAGCAGCUUCUCAUGACCCAGGCAGACAAGUUCUCUCCUGCUGAGGUGGAGCAGCUGUUUGCCCUGACACCCAUGGACCUGGCAGGCAACAUCGACUACAAGUCCCUCUGCUAUAUCAUCACCCACGGCGAUGAGAAAGAGGAGUAGAGGCAGGCUGGCCUCGCCUCAAUAAACGCUGUGCCUGAACUAGAA